Porites evermanni is the source of this 480-nucleotide messenger RNA. The record is from the annotation of a GenBank genome assembly. NCBI's taxonomy places the organism in Eukaryota, Metazoa, Cnidaria, Anthozoa, Scleractinia, Poritidae.
AUGACGGCCUUGAGUUUGGAAGAAGCGAUAGAAAGUGCUCUCAAAAGUUUUCCCAAUAUCGAUUGUUUAAAGGAUGAACAGAAGAAAUGUAUCGCAGCACUGCUGCAGAGGAAAGACCUGUUGGGUUUGUUACUAACGGGAUUUGGUAAAAGCUUAAUUUUCCAACUAUAUCCGCGAAUCUUUGAGUUGGUGAACGGCAGGAAAAAUUGUCACUUUAUCAUUGUGAGCGCGUUGAAUGCUAUAACAGAAGAGCAGGUUCAGGAACUUGCCAACAUAGGCAUAUCAACUGUAGCUUUUGGCACUAGCUGUGAAACGGAUGAAAAUAUACUAAAGGGCAAAUACAAGUUGGUGCUUGGUAGUGAAGAAAUGUGGCUGAGGAAGACCUGGAUAAAUAAUUUUAAGAAGUCUACCCUGAGAUUUUCUGGAAACUUUUGGGUUUACGUGCGGACAACUAAUUCAAUUACGGCGAUUGUCACGGAA